Molecule: messenger RNA, 1108 nt
Organism: Musa acuminata subsp. malaccensis (wild Malaysian banana)
Lineage: Eukaryota; Viridiplantae; Streptophyta; Magnoliopsida; Zingiberales; Musaceae
Product: protein PYRICULARIA ORYZAE RESISTANCE 21
Biological process (GO): regulation of defense response to fungus
Molecular function (GO): metal ion binding
Source: RefSeq, a predicted model, not a curated record
UUGCCAGGUGUGCUACAUCUCAAAGGGAGUAGGCAAAGUGCACAGAUCAUGCUUCGAGUGGCCUAAGAAUCAAGUCAUCAGCUGAUUCCCUGAACCAAACGCUUCAGGAUUUGAGGAGAGAUCUGGCUGGCUUGUCCCUUUGCCCAUUCCCUAAGUUUGUUCUUCGCUAUGCAUUAAGUAACCAUCCACUGCAUGCGUUUAGAGCAAGUCUUGUUGCCUUCCUCCUCAUCGUCUUCCUCCCUGCGCCAACUCUCUCCAGCUUCAGAACUCGGUCCACUCGAGCAAAUGGCAAAGAAGACCUGCACGUUGAUUCUGAAAGUAGACCUGGAAUGCUCUCGUUGCUCCAAGAAGAUCAAGAAAACCCUAUGUAAACUCCAGGAUCGAGCGAGGAUCCAAUCCAUCGCCUACGACGAGGAAAACGGCACAGUCACUCUAUCGGGCCCCUUCGAUCCGGACUGCCUCUCCAAGAAGCUGUGCUGCAUGGCCUACAAGGUGAUCAAGGACAUCCAUAUAAAGCCCCCGCCGCCGCCUCCGCCCCAGAACCCUCCACCGACAAAGCAGCCAGACGCUCCGGCAACUGCUCAAGAUCCCAAGCCGAAGUUAGAUGCGCCCGUCGAUGCCAAACCCCCAUCGUCCAAGCCGCCCGACUUGGUUUACCUUCCGGUUUUUCCGGCUUGCUUCUGCCGAUGUUCUUGCUCCGAGGCACACCAUGGCUGCUGCUGCAGGUGCUGCUCUUGCGGGAAGAUGCGGAGCGAUCCACCGCCGGUCUACGGCGGUUCGUACUGCCAAGAAAUCAGGAUCGUCUUCGAGCAGGACCCACCAAAUGCGUGCAUUAUCAUGUAGUUUUUGCGAGUCUUCCUUCUUCCAUGUGCACUUUUCUUCGAUCUUGUUUCAUCUUGCUGAGCUGCUGAAUGAGGACAAUAAGUGAUGAAUGACAUGAAUAAGACGAUGAUGAUUCAGAGAUCACUGAUCUGAUGUGUUCUUCGUAAUCGUGACAGUGAGAAGAAGAGUUCAAGAACCAUUGGUUAAGGGAAAACUUGUCUCGUUGUUUGACUGUCAUUCUUUGUGUGUAUUUGCCUCGACAUGGGCUACACGCUUAUCUUAUUAA